AUGAGCAUCUCCCUACCGCUGCACCCAUCUCCAAGCCAGAGGAACCGCGACAGCAGGAACUACUUCACAGGCGUCCACUCAGCAUCCGCUGCGGAGGCUAUCAAUGGCCCGGAGAGGGAGCCGGCCAAGGAGCCACCGCCGAUCAACGACCGGCUUAUUGUCGGUGUUGACUUUGGGACUACCUUCUCUGGGGUUGCUGCGGUCUACACGGGGACACCAGACGACAUUGAAAUCAUCAAGACAUGGCCCGGGGGGAACGGGAUCACCUCGGACAAGGUCCCCACCGAGAUAUCCUAUGAUCUACCCGCCGGUGCAGCACCAGGAACCGCCCCUACGGUGAAAUGGGGCUUCCAGUUUAGACCGGAGGAGUCCCGGCUCCGGUGCAUCAAGUUGUUUCUUGAUCGCUCGCAGAAGCUGCCUUUCUAUGUCAGCCCCCUGGAGACGGCCGCCCAGCUGAAGCGGUACAACAAGACUGUGGUGGAUGCCGUGAGCGACUAUCUGAGCCAGAUAUACAAGCACACCAUGGACACCCUCAGGAGACGAUACGGCGAGUCCUUCAUGGCCUCGACCAAGGUGGACUUUGUCCUAACAUGUCCUGCGGUGUGGUCUGAUGCGGCCAAGAACACGACCCUUCAAGCCGCCGAGAGAGCGGGCAUGGGAACACAGUCGCAGAUACAGAUGAUCAGUGAACCAGAAGCCGCUGCCGUCUACACUUUGAAGGCAAUACAGCCCAAUCAUCUGAAAGUGGGCGACAACUUUAUCGUCUGCGAUGGAGGCGGAGGCACGGUCGAUCUAAUAGCUUACAAAAUCGUCUCUCUUAAACCAAUUCGUGUAGAGGAGUCCGCCGUUGGGACAGGAGGUCUUUGCGGCAGUGCCUUCCUCAACUACAGGUUCGAAGAGCAUGUGAAGAACCGACUGGGCCAGAGCAGGUUUGACGAGAUGAAGACGAAGAAGGGGAAAACAUGGCAGAUGGGCCUCCGGUAUUUCGAGGAAUUUGUGAAGCGCAACUUCAACGAAGAUGAGCACCAGGAAGUGAACAUUCCAUUCCCUGGCCUCCCUGACGACGAAGAAGUCGGCCUCGACUCGGGAUUCCUCGUCAUGACAGGCGAGCAAAUCAAAGACAUCUUCGAGCCCGUGGUAAAGGAGGUCUGCGACCUGGUCCAGGGACAAGUGGACACUCUCCGCGCCAAGGGCGGCAUCGUCUCCGGCAUCAUCCUCGUCGGCGGCUUCGGCCAGAGCGACUAUCUGUACCGCAAAUUAAAGAGCCACUUCACCACCAGCGCCGCGCCGCCUCCGUACAGCGAAAGGCCGACGCAGUCCAACAUCGACCCGAGGGAACGACCGUCCAUCGAGGUGAUGCAACCGGUCUACGCAUGGACGGCCGUCGUGCGCGGUGCCGUGUUGCGCGGCCUCGAGGGCAACAUGGUGAUCUCGCGAAAGGCCCGGAUGCACUACGGCACGUCGUACGCUACCGUCUACGACGAGACGAAGCACUCGGUUGCCGAGCGGUAUUGGUCGCCCCUGUGGGAGCGCUGGAUGGUGUCGGAUCGUAUGCAGUGGCAUAUUGCCAAGGUCAGUUUACAUUAUUUCCCCCUCCCCGUCUUCUUAUUGCCCACUUCAGAUCAUUUGACGGGAUAUGAUGUACGACACCAGGGCGAAGCAAUAUCCCCGCUCCAACCCAUCGCCUUCCACUACACGCGCAACUUCCGCCCAGGCCAGUCGCUCAUCGUGACCGACGACCUCAUCGCCUGCGAGGCGGACGAGCCCCCCGCGGCGUACACGCGUGAUCUGGUGCAUGUGUGCACGCUGACUACGGACCUGAGCGCGGUGCCACGAUCGCUAUUCACCCGUCUCACCACCACGAGGGGUGUCGAGUUCGACAACUUGGAUUUCACGCUGGAGAUGAUUGUGGAUAGCGCCGGGCUCGGGUUUGAGUUGAAGGUGGAUGGGGUCCGGUACGGGCGGGUUGAUGCUGAGUUCCAUUGACGCGCUUGAUAUAUGUACUUGUACAUACACACGGACAGUGGAGCAUGGUGAGAGUGAUGGCGAUGGUGGUGGUAUUGUACACGACAUAUGUCGAUGCGACGGCCCCAUUGGCGUUGAAGGGGGUUGGUUAUAGCGUGGCCGAGUCUCGCUGUGCGCUUUUCAGGCUUAUAGAGAUUGAUGGUUGGUUGCUUGGGAGCUAACCUGGGGGCGUUGUAGGCAGUGUCGAAGCGUUAUUGUUGGCUAAUAGAAGCGAGUCAGGGGGUUGGUCAGCCGGCACAGAUAUCUAACGUUGUAUCAAGAAAAGGCGGAAUUCCGACAGCGAUGUCAUUCAAGUUCUCUGAGGAGACCU
Messenger RNA from Chaetomium strumarium, 2335 nucleotides. RefSeq lists its product as uncharacterized. Bases 1 to 1986 code for a protein of 661 amino acids. The transcript has 4 exons. NCBI's taxonomy places the organism in Eukaryota, Fungi, Ascomycota, Sordariomycetes, Sordariales, Chaetomiaceae. Gene Ontology annotation, molecular function: ATP binding; ATP-dependent protein folding chaperone. The record is from RefSeq and is a predicted model, not a curated record.